This is a messenger RNA of Dama dama (fallow deer), 2053 nucleotides long. RefSeq names its product phosphatidylserine synthase 2 (gene PTDSS2). The record is from RefSeq and is a predicted model, not a curated record. Gene Ontology annotation, biological process: phosphatidylserine biosynthetic process. Lineage: Eukaryota; Metazoa; Chordata; Mammalia; Artiodactyla; Cervidae. The transcript is spliced from 12 exons. Gene Ontology annotation, molecular function: L-serine-phosphatidylethanolamine phosphatidyltransferase activity. The coding region runs from base 1 to 1461 and encodes 486 amino acids.
AUGCGAAGGGGUGAGCGCCGGGGCGCCGAGGGGCCGCGGCCGGGGUCCCCGGUGCCGGGGGGCAAGGCCUCGCCGGAGGAGCCGCCGGACGGCGCGGCCGCGGGCGGAGCGAGCGGGCCGGCCGCGGGCCGCCGCAGCACCGAGUCCGAGGUCUACGACGACGGUACCAACACCUUCUUCUGGCGGGCCCACACCCUGACCGUGCUCUUCAUCCUCACCUGCGUGCUGGGCUACGUGACUCUGCUGGAGGAGACGCCGAGGGACACGGCCUACAACACCAAGAGAGGUAUUGUGGCCAGUAUUUUGGUUUUCUUAUGUUUUGGAGUCACACAAGCUAAAGACGGGCCAUUUUCCAGACCUCAUCCAGCUUACUGGAGAUUUUGGCUCUGCGUUAGUGUGGUCUACGAGCUGUUUCUCAUCUUUAUACUCUUCCAGACCGUCCAGGACGGCCGCCAGUUUCUGAAGUAUGUGGACCCCAGGUUGGGGGUCCCGCUGCCAGAGAGGGACUACGGGGGAAACUGCCUCAUCUACGAUGCGGACAACAAGACCGAUCCCUUCCACAACGUCUGGGACAAGCUGGACGGCUUCGUGCCUGCACACUUCAUCGGCUGGUACUUAAAGACCCUGAUGAUCCGCGACUGGUGGAUGUGCACGAUCGUGAGCGUGAUGUUCGAGUUCCUGGAGUACAGCCUGGAGCACCAGCUGCCCAACUUCAGCGAGUGCUGGUGGGACCACUGGAUCAUGGACGUGCUCGUCUGCAACGGGCUGGGCAUCUACUGUGGCAUGAAGACCCUCGAGUGGUUGUCCCUGAAGACAUAUAAGUGGCAGGGCCUCUGGAACAUUCCAACCUACAAGGGCAAGAUGAAGAGGAUCGUGUUCCAGUUCACGCCCUACAGCUGGGUCCGUUUCGAGUGGAAGCCGGCCUCCAGCCUACGCCGCUGGCUGGCCGUGUGCGGCAUCAUCCUGGUGUUUCUGUUGGCAGAGCUGAACACCUUCUACCUGAAGUUCGUGCUGUGGCUGCCCCCCGAGCACUACCUGGUCCUCCUGCGGCUCGUCUUCUUCGUCAACGUGGGCGGUGUGGCCAUGCGGGAGAUCUACGACUUCAUGGACGACCCGAAGCUGCACAAGAAGCUGGGCCAGCAGGCCUGGCUGGUGGCUGCCAUCACGGUCACGGAGCUGCUGAUCGUGGUGAAGUACGACCCGCACACGCUGACGCUGUCCCUGCCCUUUUACAUCGCCCAGUGCUGGACGCUCGGCUCCGUGCUCGCCCUCACUUGGACCGUCUGGCGCUUCUUCCUGCGGGACAUCACCCUGAGGUACAAGGAGACACGGCGGCAGAAGCAGCAGGGCAAGGAGGACCAGGGCAGGGCGGACGGCAGCGUGGACGGGCGCACAGCUGGGCUCGAUGACGCCUCGGGGCCCGAGGAGGCCGACAGAGAAGGGGUGCCGGCCGCACACUGACGCCUGGGCCCUCGGUCCUUGGUGAUUCUCGCCGUGAACCUUCCGACAGCAGCAGCCCUCAAGGUUCUGUUUCCCUUUUCUCCCGCGUGUACGGUGGCACUGGGCUCGUCGUGUGUGUGCGGUGUGUGUCUGCACGCACCUGGGUGUAUGAGUGCUGGAGCGCGUGCUCCUGGCUCCAGGGUUUCCCCCUGGGCCUGCUGGUCCCUGUGGAGCCAGAGCCCCUGCCCCUCUGUGCAGUCAGCCUGGGAUCUCCACGACCCCGAGCUUCAGGACCCAGAUGGUAUGGCCCAAGCAGUGGCAUCGUGGUACCCGCCUGCUCCCUGGGCCCCACGGGUCCCCCACGACCCCCUGGCGGCCUGUGUGAAGGAUAGUCGUCCAGGGACAUGAAGAGGCUGAGGGAGGGCACAUUCCAUUCCUCAGGAUCUUCCAUCUGACCCUCUAACCUGGAGGGUGUGUGGAUGGUGCUGGAGGCAGAGAGACCCAAGGCCUGGCCCCCACUGUCACGAGAGUAGGUCAUGAGGGUCUCUGUGGCCCAGAGUUGAGGUCACCUCCACGAGCAAACAGCAAAUAAAAGCCAUGGUGGAGGCCUGCA